This is a messenger RNA of Vitrella brassicaformis, 3003 nucleotides long. The record is from the annotation of a GenBank genome assembly. NCBI's taxonomy places the organism in Eukaryota, Vitrellaceae.
UGAUUCUAGAAUGGUUGAUCGAAUUAGUCAAGAAGGAAGUCAGUGGAGCGAUGGCUGAGAGAGAGUGAGUGAGUGAGUCAGUGCACAGCAAAGUAUCGACACACACACAUUCAGACAGCCACACACACAUGCACAGCAUGCACGAACGGACAGACAGACGGCCACACAGAUAGAGACGCAACAACACACACACACACACACACAUUUGAGUGCGUUACAAAUAAGGAGUGUGCACCCACACACUCACACAGCAGCCGCCCACACGCAGAGAGAGAGAGAGAGAGAUGGGGGGCAGCCAUGCACCUAUGGCAUCGCAUCAGGGCGGCUAAUUUGCCUUCCUGUCUGUCUGUCUCACUGAGUGGCUGGAUCGGGUCGACCGAAGGAAGAGGCCACCGCCCCCCCGGCUGUCUGUCUACACGUCUGUACGAUCAAGUUGCUAUCUUUCGGCCAGCCACUGGCAAAACUCAACGGGAGGGAUGCAGGCGGCCAACUGCUGUACACUGACGCACCAAGGAACGCAAAGAGGCAAACAAACCGGCAGACACAGAAAAAGGCCGACAUCAUGGCCAUCUCAUCAGGCAGGCAGGCAGUAGCUUGCAGACGUCCUUCUCUACAUCAAUCAGUCGACCAGGCCAGCGAGUUGGUAUAUGUGUGAGUGUGUAAUGUGCGUCAUAGGAGCGAUCAGGUCAUUUUUGUGUGUGUGUGUGGACAGGAACGGGUGCCGCAUAGCGUAUGGGUGGUCGCAUCACGCUUAAAUCAACGCGCACCCAUCCACAACUCAUCCACACCCACAGAGCGAUCUGUCCGUCUGUCUGUCUACCCGCCUCUCUCUCUGUCUCUCGUGCGUCUACACGUAUCAACACACCGCACCGCGCCGCACCCGGACACAUACACACCACACCACACACCACACCCUUUUCUGUCUCUUUCUUUCUGUCUCGUUAAUUAUAUUAUCGCAACGCACACACAAGACGCAUAGGCAGAUAGAUUAGAUGUACAUCCGGCCACGUCACCUUCCCAAAAGCGACCGAUCGAUCACCGAUGCUUGGCUGUUUCCUUUGCCUCGACCUUCUUGGACUGCGGUGAGGCUGUGGACGCCGGGCCCCCGUAGAACUGCGAUAUGUAGAUGAACACGCCCUGCACACAAUACCCAGGCAGGCACCACAGACAAGACAGCACAGAGAGACCGGCGGUCACAGGGGAGUGUGGGUGUGUGUGUGUGUGCCUUCCGAAUUGUAUGUGUAAGUGUGUGUGUAUGGGUACCAGGACGACUACGAUGAUGAUGAGGUUGGUGCCGAGGUUUCUGACCCACGCCGGCACCCGUGGCUUUGCCUUGUGCUCCUCCUCACCUACCACACACACACACACACACACAAACACACACACACACACGUGUGUGUGUUUGUGUGUCUGUGGGUGGAUGGGUGGGUCGUUGUGUGUGCCGACCGACCUUGGACCUCUACGCCGGAUCCUUGUCUUAGUUUUUUGGCCUCCUGCUGCUCAAGGAUGCUGUUCAAGACAAUCACCAGCCUCGCACCGGCAGUCAAGAUGCGCUGCUGCAUCUCCUGCACACACAUACGCCGAUAGAGAGAUAGAAACCAGCGGCAUGGCAUCCGUAAGUGCGUAGUGUACCUGCCCCCAUUGCCUCUCCAUGUGUGGAGUGGUCUUGAAGUCGGGGACGAGCCUGACGUUCUGGGUGGGGUCCUUGUACACCUUGUUGCACGCCACCUGCAGAGACUCGCUCGCCCACCUGCACACAAGCAGCAGCAGCAGACCAUCACUACCGCGAGACGAGACGAGGUGUGGUUUGUUUGGUCAAGUGAGCACCCACCUCUCGAACAGCUCGAAGUCCUUCUCGGCCCACUCCUUCUUGUCGUUCUCAUACUGGCUCUUGACCGAAUUGACGUGCGUCCACCCACCGUACCAGAAACCUUUACACACACACCCAGCCGCACACACACGUGUAUGUGUAUGGCUACCGAUCUCGCUGUGUGUGAGAACUGACUGGUGUGCGUACCGGGCCGUUCAGCCAUCAUGGUUUGUGUGAGGGUGGUGUCCCAUAUCUCGUAUAGUGAGUGGGGCUUGUUCUUGAAGGUGCCGUUAAUCGCACGGCCCAUGUCAGACGCCUUGAAGCCGACCUGACGAGUGCAUCGCACACACAGCAAGUGGUGCACUCUCUGUGUGUGUGACGGUGUGUCUCUCUGUGUGACGGUAUGUGUGUGUGUGUGUGUGUGUGUGUGGUGGGCUGGGAUGUGUACGUGUAAUGGCUGGUGCAGGUCGCCGAUCAGGUUGAUUAGGUACUUCAGGCAAUCGGCGUCCGUGAAGUGAAUCCCUGACAUACACACACACACACACACACACACACCAGACACACAGAGGGAGAGAGAGAGAGAGAGAGGACAACGAUACUAGGUGGCUCUCCAUCCCAAGCUUAUCUCAUGUUACCUUCAGGGUACUUCAUUUCGACAAGUUUCUUGCCGGUCAGCCGGCCGUAGAAGUGCUUCAGAGCCGCAAGGAGGCACUUGUUGUCGGGGCACUCUGACACGUCAAUCUUGUCACACCGCCACUCGGUGUCCGGCUCUCCGCCAGGCUGUGGCUGGAAGUGGAGUGCGGUUGUCCAGGGGUACUGCUUGUUGACCUUGUGCGCCCACUCGGACACGUCCACGGCGUCCUUGCCGCCCAUCAGCCGCUUCAGCUGUGCCAGGGCUUUCCCCUUGAGGGCCGACAUGGCCGUCAUGCCGAUGGCCUCGUGGCCGUCUUUGUCCCACGCUCGUGCUUGGUUGUCCCGGCUGGUCAUGAAGAGCGCCACGAACGACACCCACGCCCUCCAUGAGAAGAGCAGCAUCUGUUUCAACAGCAAUUAAGCAGCUGGCAGCCGGCUGCCGGCCGGUCUGUGUGUCAGUCAGUCGAGGUCAGUCGAGCAGCGGCAACCACGGCUGAAAACAGACAGAUCCUGUCGCCUCUGCUGUCCUCCCUAGUGAUGCUGCGCUUGCGGCGUUCUCU